AUGGCUUCCCUUGUUCCAAAGAAGCCUACGACACCGCCUCCGAGCAAGACAGCUCGCCGGCAAACUGCAACCACGGCUCCUCGUCACGUACUGAGCACAACGCGGUCCAAUUCCAGUCCAGGUGGUCCCCUGCCAAAGCAAGUGUGGAGCGUCUCUAACAAGAUGGAUGUGCAUGGCAAGUCGUACAAAGAACGCAGCGUGCACUUCGCGGAAGUCCCGCAGAUCAUUUUGUUUCUGAGUGCUCCAGACGACGGAAAGGCAGAAGAUGUUCCUGGCAUUCGUUCUCUCGCUGCAGUUGUGGAGGAGGAUGAGCGAGACGAUGGAAAUCACGAGGUGGUGCCAGCGCCACCCGAUCCAGUUCCCAAAGAUUCCUGCGAAGGAGGGCUGGCAGCGCUUGUGGCAGUUGAGCGCCUUGACGAGGUCGACAGUAUGGAGGCUCCCGAGCUUCGGCAGCUCUGCGGCGCUCUGCUGCGGCAGCGCCGGGAGCUCCAAUCACAGCUCGCGGAGCGCGAGGCCAGCUGCACGCGCUUGCUCAGUGAGAACUCCGAGCUUCGAGCCUUGCACUCGCGGCUCUUCGGGGCCCUGGAAAGGGAGGGCCUCGAUGUAGAGGAGCUGCUGAAGGAGGAUGAGCGCAAGCUGCGAACAGCCAAGGUGGAGCGGCAGCUAGAAGAGGAGCUGCGGGAGCUGCACGGGCUGGUCGCCGAGCAGCAGAAGCAGCUCGAUGCCGCCCUGACCGAGAGCCAGGGCUUGCGGCGAGAGCUCGAGGCAUCGCAGCGCUUUGCGUCGAAGGAGACGACCCUUCCUUCAGAGGUGGCGAACGAGAGCAUCAAGGCCCAACAGGCCCUCGAGGCAGCGCGGCCUGCCUCUGCCAGCGAGGAGGAGGAGGCGCCAGAUCCCUUGCCCAAUCCUCCUGCCGAACCUCGGCGGCCCUGGCCGCUGCGCACGGUGCGCAAGGCAGUUGCGCCUUUGCGGCCGGCAGCAGCCAAGCCCCAGCCGGUGCGACUGCAGAUCCGAUUCAUGCCAGCGGCCGCCUCGUCCGUCAGUGGCCGCCCUGUGCAUAAGACACAGGUCUCUGUGCACACGUCCGCACCGCCGACGGAAGUUCUGCGAUUGCUCUUGGAUCAGGGACUGGCCUGGCCCGCAUCGUUGGCCCCGGCGGGCGAGGAGUUUGGCCUCCCUGGGCAUCUUCUCUUCCACGGAAAGCUUCUUGAUGAGGGCAAGCCGCUGGUGGAGCAGGGUAUCCAGGACGGCUGCGAGCUACGGCUGGUAAAGGGGCCAAAGGUCCACGCUCCUGUCCGAUGCCCCCGUGGCCUGCUGAUGAAUGCUCAUCCGUGGGAGCCGGGGAAGAUCGGUCAAAAGGCUGGCGUUACGGCACCGCCAGACGUGUGA
Messenger RNA from Symbiodinium sp. CCMP2592, 1389 nucleotides. NCBI's taxonomy places the organism in Eukaryota, Dinophyceae, Suessiales, Symbiodiniaceae. The record is from the annotation of a GenBank genome assembly.